AUGACGAAUCAAUACUUUCUAUUAGCAAUAAUAAUUCAUAUCAUUCCAAUUACAUAUUGUUUUGAAACAAUAUCAUCAGCAAUAAGUCAUCCUCGUUUAUUAAUUGUAUCACUUGAUGGAUUUCGUCAUGAUUAUUUAAAUACAUAUUCAUUUCAAACAUUAAAUCGUAUACAAAAUCAAGGUAUUAAAACAACAAAUGGAAUGCAACCAACAUUUGUAACAAUGACAUUUCCAAAUCAUAUAUCAAUUGCAACAGGAAUGUAUCAAGAAGAUCAUGGUAUUAUUCAUAAUCGAUUUUUUGAUACAAAACUUCAAAAAUUAGUUACAUUUGAUACUCAAGAUGAAGGACAAUGGUCCGAUCCUAGAGUUGAACCUAUAUGGAUCACGGCAACAAAACAAAAUAAAAAAUCUGCUGUAAUUUAUUGGCCAGCAUCUCAUAAUGCGUUUAAUGGUGUUCGUCCAUUUUUCUAUACUACGUCAUAUUCUGAUACUAUUUCGAUACGUGAAAAGAUAGAUAGUGCUAUUUCUUAUUUUCGUAAAAAUCGUAUUCAAUUAGCUAUGCUUUAUCAUUUUGAACCUGAUAAACAAGGUCAUACAUAUGGUCCUGAUUCAAACGAAACUCGUGAUGCACUUUUUCGUCUUGAUAAUGAUAUGAAUUAUUUAUUAAACAAAGUCAAAACUGAACUUAAUGAUGAUUUAAAUAUUAUUAUUCUAUCUGAUCAUGGAAUGACUAAUAUUGUACGAGUAAUUCAACCAUUUCGUGAAGGUUAUAUCAAUAGAUCAGCAGUUGAAGACAAUAUUCUUGAUGGUCCAAUAUUUAGUCUUACUCCUCGUUCAGGAGAAUUUGAACAAGUAUUCAAUGGUUUACGUGAUAUUCCUGGUGUUACAGUUUAUAAACGUGAUGAAUUUCCAGAAGAAUAUCAUUAUGCAAAAGCAAUCUAUCGACUUGGAGAAAUAAUUGUCGUACCUGAUAAUGAAGGCCUCUAUUUUUCGCAAUCAAUGAUGAAAAUACCUGCUCUAAAAGGUAAUCAUGGAUAUGAUAAUAAACUUCCAUCGAUGCAAGCUAUAUUUAUGGCACAAGGUCCAGAUUUUAAUCAACAUAUUGAAAUACAUUCACUGAAAAAUGUUGAUAUUUAUCAUAUAGCUUGCAAAAUUUUGCAUCUUAAAUCGAAUCCAUAUGCAACAGCUGGAUCACUCGACAAUUUAACUGAUAUUUUUCGUUUAAGAACAAAUAAAUGUUCUCAAUUAUUUAUAGACAUAUUAGUAUUAUUAUUAGCAUGGUUUUUUAUAUUUUAUCAUAGAAAUUUGAAUGAAAUAAGUUAG
Molecule: messenger RNA, 1323 nt
Organism: Rotaria sordida
Lineage: Eukaryota; Metazoa; Rotifera; Eurotatoria; Philodinida; Philodinidae
Source: the annotation of a GenBank genome assembly